AUGAAGGCGAGCUCCUUCUCUACCCAGAUUCCUCUGUGCAAUGGCGUCCUCCAUGGGCGACGAAGACAGACAGCAAACGUGAACGCCGCGGCCUUCGCGCGGAGGCCCGGAAGCGGCAAUCUGAGAACAGUACGCUUUUCAUUGGAUCUCUGAAUCAUAGGCCGUCGGUUGGCAGAAGAACUGCGCAUUUGAUCUUCCAAUGACAACGAAAUUUCGGUUCAAAGUUGAGAUCUUUAUUGUAUCUAUCAUCUCCUUCUGCUUGCGUAGGUCGCCAAGGGCUGCCGGACUUGCACUGGGAAAGGUUCUGUCGAAUGCCCUGGAUGCAAGGUCAGCGGGCCGUAGUCGCUUCCAUUUCCUCAAAAAUAUAGAGAAAUGAAGAAGAAACUGAAAGAACGGGAACGUUGAUGUUUUCUCAUCAUUCAGGGAACCGGGAGGAACAAAAAGAACGGAAACAUCUUUGAGAGAUGGAAGUAGGCCUAUUUUUCAGAAAUGAUGGUACAGUGUUCAAGAGGGGAGCCGACUGACUCUCUGAUGUUGCAGGUGCUUCGACUGCCAAGGAUUUGGCCUGAUAAGUUGCCCAACUUGUGGGAAAGGAAAGGGGCUUACACCGGAGCAGAGGGGGGAGAGAUAG
Molecule: messenger RNA, 631 nt
Organism: Spirodela intermedia
Lineage: Eukaryota; Viridiplantae; Streptophyta; Magnoliopsida; Alismatales; Araceae
Source: the annotation of a GenBank genome assembly